This is a messenger RNA of Varanus komodoensis (Komodo dragon), 12254 nucleotides long. RefSeq names its product zinc finger protein 609 (gene ZNF609). NCBI's taxonomy places the organism in Eukaryota, Metazoa, Chordata, Lepidosauria, Squamata, Varanidae. Gene Ontology annotation, cellular component: nucleus. The coding region runs from base 7226 to 10729 and encodes 1167 amino acids. The transcript has 9 exons. The record is from RefSeq and is a predicted model, not a curated record. Gene Ontology annotation, biological process: regulation of transcription by RNA polymerase II.
CCGAUUGCUUGAAGAAUGGCUUGUCUAGACCUCCUUGCUUUGCAACCAGAAAUGGGGAGUAGGAAGAGAGCUGACAGGAAGAUGAAAAGUAUAAUUUUCCGGUGAUUUGCAGACAGGGACUCCUGAUCAUCAGCUGCCAUGUAAGAAUGGAAGAUACUUCUGAGCUCCAGGCAGUUAAAGGGGUUUCUUGGUUGCAAAUUGCAGAAGGAAAACAUCAGGGAGGUGCUCCUUUCAGGCACUUUUGCUUAAUGUUAAGCUGGGAGUGUGGCCACGUUCAGUUCUUUGGGCUGAAUUCUUUUCACCACUGCUCCUUUCCUCCCAAUUUCAGAGAACUGUAUUCCUAGAUAGUAAUGGAAAGGCCAUCUGGGAAGCGAAACAGAUUCUUUGCUACAGCAUGUUGGAGGUUUCAGCUCUGACACCUGGCACCAGCACAGAGCAUCAUUUAUCAUUAGCUUCCAAGUAGAAAAGGGAAAAUCCUGGCUUCUGUCCUUCUUUGAUACAUUUAUUUCUGCCCAAGAGAUGGCUAUAGUCUUUCAUGAGAGACACUGUAGUUACUUUGUGCUGUUUGCAUGUGGAAUGUAUUUGAUCCAGCUGCUCCCAGAGUUUGAGUCAACUGUAUUUUUUGAGAUGCAGCCAGCAGUGAAGUUAGCUUUCCUUUUGCCUUUUAUUCCAUGGUAUUUGCUACCCUUACCAGGGUUGCUCUUCACCACUGAGGUCCUUUCUCAAGGAACUAUUGUGACAGCUGGAGCCAAUACAAAUUCUCUUACUAGAACUGUCUAACUUGCUUCAUUUCACAAACUCAGUUGACUUAGUGUUGAGGAACUAGCUGAGUGUCUGCUCUUACAGUUCUUCAGUUGCAAGAGCUACAUAUUUUUCUGCCCUGCUCAGUGGAGCACUAAAAGAAGACAUUUUGGUCUGUUGCUAACAGUGUGAAGCACCUCACCUUUUUUCCCCGGCCUGACCUUUCUUUUUCUGUCUUAUUAGUGGCUGAUACUACAUAGCUGAAGCUGGAAAGGCAGUUACCUUCACCAAUGAGAAAAACCCUCCUUGCUCUUGAGAUUUACCAGCUGCUCAUCUCAUUUAUAGUAUUCAUUCUCUUAUACCCAUUUCAUUUUUUUGUGGGUGAAAUUAAAUACUUGUGGCUUUGCACAAAAUGUGAAGGUAAUAAUGUUCUAAAGAAAACUCUAAAACCCACAUUGACAUAGUGUCUUUUUGAGGGCAACUCAAAAGUCACAAAAUACUCUGCAAACUUUCAGGUUCAUCAGAGGGGUGUGGGCUGUCCCACACUAGAGACAUUCAGAAAGAAACUAGACAGCCAACUGGGUGGAAUGGUGUGACGUGGUGUCCUGCAAUAGCAGGGGGCUGGACCUGAUGGCCUUCAUGGCCCCUUCCAACUCUACUGUUCUAUAAGUCUAUGAAUCAAGCAAAAUGGGAAAGGCAUGAACACAUCAAUUAUCUCAAGGUCUUGGCAAUACAGAAGGUCUUCACUGCCUUCUAACCUGUUCUUCAGAACUGCCACAAACGGAUCCCCACGGACAACGCUACCAUGGUAUUCUGCCUGAACAACAGGAAGGUGCCAAGUCCAUUCCCCUGACACAACGCUCCGUAUGAGACUGGCUACUUUGGGGGUAGAUAGUGUUUGACUAGAUAGACCUUUUGGUCUGGCAUGGUAAAGUAAGUCCUAGAUUUCUUUUUCUUUGAAAAAUAGGAAUAACAUGUUCACAAAAUAACUAGUAAGGUACAGGCUCCUUGGUGAGCUUAUGUAGUAAUUCAGCCUUUGCUGGGUAAGAGUGUGUGUGUGUGUAGGUGUGUGUCUUCAAAAGGCUCUUGCCUUUAGUUGUAUGGUGCUAAUAGGCAUUGUUGAUAAAGAUCUUGUAUUUUGCUAGCUUCAGAAAACUGUAGCAGUGAAAAGCUGAUGACAUUUUUAAAGCAUAGCUCAAGGUGGCAGUCAUCUGCUGUCUCUGUAGUGUUGUUCCCUGAGAGAUGCUUUACAUAUUUGUAGAGUAGCAUAUAGCACAUAAAAUUUUCCUCCGCCAUUGUAGGUUUGUCCACUGAAAAGCCAAUUCACACUACAACAUCCAUCCCAGUAUAGAGUAUCUAUAUGCUGCUAGUAUGUGUGGAAUCCUUAAUGUUCUCAUUCUUGUAGGAAGUGCUUUAUCGAUUUACUAUUGGGAUCAACCCAGUUGUCAUAGAUGUUGUUUGUUGACCUGUGAGAGGAAUUAGAUUCUAGCGGGGAAACAUUGUCCUAGAGGAUUGUUUCAUACAUAGUGAUAGAAUUCAAAGGAGAUACCUGAAGUCUGCGAAGACCUUACAGCCUCUUCCAAAUGCCUGAUGCCUCCUUUCCCUUCAGCUUUUUGUCCCUGGCUUAGUCAGCAUAUUAGUAGCAAGCACAAAGUUAUCAGCUUUUGAAAAGUCACCCCAAUACCUAUUAGCUAUUGCUAAGGGGUUUGGCUUGCCUGUCUUUCUUUCUUUUGCCCUGAAGGACUUCCUCACCUUUGCCUGUUUGCAAGGUUCCUUAGUGAAUUGCCUGCCUAUUGCUGUAUUCAGAGUUUUUCAGUUGAAAGGUUUCAGAAAGACCUUACAGAAAGCAGGAGGAUAGGGAUGUUGUAAGAACUGAGCAGCACUUGGUAAGAUUAUCCCUAAAACAUGUUUAAUUAAGGACAGACAGACUUCAGUGUAUGUUACUCAUUCUGUUAAAAGCAUGUGCUCAUCUAGGCAAGGCAUAGUCCAAGUUUGGAAGUUUCCACCACAUUGUAAUCCCCUUUCCAAGUUAUCUCGCUUUUGGCUGUUUUAUGAGGACUUUCCCUAUACAUUGUCUACAGAUUCUUUUAUAAAAGCCUAGCCAUGCGCGCGUGUGUGUGUGUUACCAUUUAUGUUAAGGUAUUAUAUAUGUAUCUUUGACAUCAGAGCAAAAUGUGAAAGCUUACUAUUUGUUUAAUUUGAAGCACUUUCAUCUGUGUUUUGAUGGGGAAAUAAUCCCAUAGUGUCCCAGAGCUGCUUGCUUCAGUUUGGUACAGCUAUCACAAAGCUACCCAAAACAAAACAAAACGAAAAAUGUAGCAUUUACCAUAGUGCAGUGUUGUACAGAUUAUAAAUGUGUGUGGACAUAGUUUCAAAACUUAACUGUUCUUCCUUGUGUUAGUUUUUAUUUCAUAAUUCCAGAAAUGCCAGACCAUGGAGUAACUCCUGGAGUCCUGUGUGUUGCAUUCUUUCCUCCCUCUCUUGCCAGUGACUUUUAAAACAAUGACAACCAACCAGGCCUACUAUCAUUUGUAAUAGUAGAGUAUCAGAACAGUUUCCCUGUCGAUUGCAAAAGGUAUAUUUCUGGUCACCACUGGCACUUGCAUUUGGGAACUAAAUAUGCAUUGAAAAGAGGUGGUCUGUCUUUUAUACAAGGUCAUUCUUCAUAUAUUAUUUAAGCAUAGGCUUUUAAUGAGCAAUCAGUUUUGAUCAGGCAUUCCAAGCUAAAAUACCAUUUUCAUGAGGUUUUAUUUUAUCCUUGACUAUAUUUUUGUUCUUGUUGCUGUGAGUCUUCCAUAGCAUCAUCGGGUGCCAAAGAAAUCUUCAAGGUCUCCGACUUGACGUGUAGCUGCUAAACGUCUCCAUAUCUUGUCCAUUGCUCUAUGGGUUGUUUCAGCAUCUGCAUCUGGUUUCAUAGCCUAAUGAAAACCGCAGCAUCUCUUGUGAAUGAAAAGUGGUUCUGUAGUGAUGUGGCGCAGCACAUGAAACAUAUUGCUGCAACUUGCUCAUGUGCCACAUCCAGGAGUCAUUAAUUGUCUCCACGAAGCUUGUAAGCAUUAAUACAUUAUAUGUGGCUUGGCCCUGGGGACAUAAACUCAUGAAGACCAAUGCACUGGCUCAUCGCCACAUGUCACAAUGGUCGGUAGGGAGACUUGUGUGGAGCAGAUGAAAUAUCUUUCCUUUGAAAUCGUCUGGAGGCUGUGGUUCUAAGCAGAGCAGGAAAAAGGCUUCUUUGAAAUAAAACUUGCAAGUAAACAUGGCUGUAGAAUUGAGGUAUAACUUGCCCAAGUUCUAUGGAAAACUCUUGGAAAGAGAAUAUAGUUUUCUGUAUUCUGUUAUCCAAAAAUAUACUGAUCUUUGAAUGGGGUUCAGAUACUUGCUGAAUGGUCAUAGGCUAGUGCCUGAGGCUUUAAGGGGAUUUGGAAAUAGGCAUAGUUGGGGAUGAACAAUCUAUGACCUUCUCACAAAGUUGCCCUGCUUGCAAAUCUGGCCUUGAAUCAGUUGCUGGUUCUGUGGUGAGCUGUAUGCCGGUGUGGUGUGUGGUGUGGUUUGGUUUUUGAGAUGUUCCUGCUGUCCAGCACCUGCAUUUGCCAGUGGCAUAUCUGGCUCUGACAAGCCAUCUGUUUGGAUCCGAAGCUGGAAGAAGCUUUUGCACAGGAGUGCAUGGUGUAAUUACCACCCUUGGGGAGAAUGAUGACCUCGUCUUUCCUCCUCAGUCUGCCUGUCUCUGUCUAAACCCGCUCCUGUCAUCUGCAGCCCCGUGACCCAGAGAGCCGCUCCGCAGGUGGAGCCAGGCGCUGCUUUCCUGUUCCUCCUCGGCUCACCCAGGUGUAUUUCAUCAUGGCUUCCUUUGGAGCUGCCUUUACGGCUUCGGCUUCGGCGCCUUUCUUCUCUCUCUUCAAAAGCCACCGGGAAGAUUGAGCGGCACGUGCUGCUCCCUCCUCCUCCUCCUCCUCCUCCUGUGUUCCUGUGCCCCAGCAGCUGAUAAAUGGCACUACGUUUGUUCCACUGCAGAGUGAAAUAUGAAAUCCCAUAAAGCCGCCUCACUUAUUAGAUGAUUCUCAGCAAGCUGCUUAUUAUGCGCUGUGGCAUAAUGCAGAUUACAAAUGUGACCAAAUGAUAAUUAGCAAAGCUGGAGUGGCAAUUAGUGUUCUUCUGCUGAGUGCUGAUUACCUUUCAAAGUAGAAGGCAGCUGAACAGUUUGCAAACCUGCAACUACCCUGACUCUAAACACACCAAGAAGUGGCCCAAUUCUGCCUCCAGGGAUACACUGUGGUGAACCAGUUUCCAUCUUUCAGAAUGAAUCGACUGCCCGCGGUUCCUUGCCAAAUGUUUUGCUUUAAUAUGUAAGAGGGAGGGAACAUCUGUUCAGGAUUAGGGAACGGGGUUUUCUGGAGCAGACAAUUAGUUCCAUUCUCUGUUCUCACAAGAAACAGGCAGAGGUUUCUAGCAUUUUCUCUGGCAAUAUGACAUUGCCCUCAGCUGAGAGUGUUGGGACACCACCAGUGAGCCCAUCUGAGAGAAUCGGCCUAGCAGGCUGCAGUGCUGGGAAGUGCAAACCUGCUAUUUUGGGACUGGAGACUUAGGGCUGACACUAGAGCCGUUGCUGGAAAUACGCAAAAAAAUGCUUAGGUUAUUGUGAGGCUGCAGCAGCAUAUUGUGUGAAGAGGCAGAUUCUCUGUUGCCCUUUGAAACCUUUUCUCACAGGCAGACAUCUUGGGACUUUGACAAAUGCAUCAUGAGUAGGUCUUUUGGCUCAGCAUUUGGACACAAAGGUUGUUUUGCAUCUCUGUGCCAAUCUUGAGCAGAAAGGGAAGAGAAGCAAAAGGACAUGCCUCCACAGAUGCAGGCACUGGGUUUGGCUCUGGCUCCACACAGUGUGAGACACCUUUUCCUUUCCAUGUACACAAAACACUCAGGAGAGGGGUAAGUAUUAACCUCUAGUGUUUAUAGCAAGGCUAGGCAGAGCCAAGUUCAUUUUUCCAUAACCUGAGCCAGGUGCAAAAUAGUGGCACAGCAGACAGUGCAUUAUGGGAUAGGGUGCUUGUAAGCACAUGAUUGCCAGGAAUGUUUGAUCAGUACCAAGCUGAUAAAUUUUCACAGAAAUACCCACUUCUGGUUGCCCUUCCCCCAGUGUUCUUUUUUCUAGUUUAAUUUAUGGGAAUUUAUAGUUGUUGCUAUAUAGACAAUUAGGAUUUAGAAACCUUUGCUGAUCUACUGCAAAUCACCUAGAGACCUCCCAGUUGAUAUUGUUGAUGUUCUGCCUGUCCCCCACUUAUAUAAAUCUUAUGCUUCCCCCUGACAAGCUAGUUUUCUGCGUGCAGGCAUGUGUUUUUCACAAGAACACCCAGUCUGCAAGUGGGGGCUUACAUGAGGGAACUUGUCCAAUCAAACUACAGGGGUUAAUUGCUUUUCUGAGAACUAGGUCAUAGACUUUGCUACCUGCCUGGGCAGAUACAUGCAGCUCAGUCACUACAGAUUAAACUAGCAGCCAGUAUUAAAUGUUGAUCAGAUUGGAUUUGCUUUGUUCAGCUGUCCAGAGCAGGGAUAUACACAGAAGGAGAGGGAGCCAAGUGCAGGCAAAAGACACUCAGGGUGUUUUGUUCUGCUAUGUUAACAUGACUGGAAGUGAAAAUCCAUCCCCAGAGCUCAGCAUUGCCCACGUUCUUGGGCACCGAACCUUGCCAAAGGCGAGGCAGCUGUUUCCUCAGUUAUUGCUUGUGUGAUGGGGGACAUUUAAUGAGAUUGUGUGCACUGAAGAGUAAACCUAAGUGUUUUUCCCUGUUUCUUAUCCAGCAGGGGCACUAGGUAGUAUAAUAAUCACUACUGCCAUUUUCUUAGUCAAACUCAGGACACGGUUUGUACCUGAGAGCUAAAAGGGGCUUAAAUUAGAUGAUAGUGUUGCCGUCCUCCCCUGCUUAGGGAUUGUUAGAGGAACACUGGAAAGAUUUGCUUCCACAGGGCUGGGCAAGACACACUUGGGCACACAAGAUUCAACUUGCCCUAUUUCACUGCAAUUUAAUUGCUUCAUAAAAAGACACAGCCAGCUCUGGGGGGCGGGGGGCACGGCAACAAAGGAGGAUACCUGGCAACUGUUCAAAAACUUGAUUUAGUUUGAGUGGGAAUAUGUAGUGUUGGCAGUCAUGUUCCAUAAAUAACACCCGGUUUUAUAACUCCCCGCAAAUGCCUGUGGAAAGAAGCGUGCAGGGCAUCUCCUGGCAAAGGGCUUGGGACUUCUGCUUUUGGCGCAUCGGAGACCAAGAAGGGCAGGCUAUAGUCUGCAGCAAGCAGGCAGAUUUCCGGAGUGACAGCUUGAAGGCUUGAUUCCCCGGCGAAAUGUGCCUCUGCGUACCCAGAUGCAUUCAGGGCCAUCACUUGGACGCUGAGUAGCACGUGGUACAAUUUUUGAAUUAGCUGAUGAUUUGAGGGGCAACAAAAGCCAAAUGAGAAAGAAACCUUGUUUCCUGAGAAGACUGCAUUCUGUAUGGAGUCUCCAGUGUCCACCCCUGCAGUGCUACCGUUGCAUCUUCUUGUCCCUGUUGUCAACAAUGAUAUCUCAUCACCAUGUGAGCAGAUAAUGGUACGCACUCGCUCUGUAGGGGUGAACACCUGUGACGUGGCACUGGCUACUGAGCCAGAGUGCUUGGGCCCCUGUGAACCUGGCACCAGUGUCAAUCUGGAAGGCAUCGUGUGGCAGGAGACAGAAGACGGCAUGCUGGUGGUAAAUGUCACCUGGAGGAAUAAGACGUAUGUGGGGACUCUACUGGACUGCACCCAGCAUGAUUGGGCACCACCCAGGUUCUGCGAUUCUCCCACCAGUGACCUAGAGAUGCGAAAUGGCCGAGGGAGGGGCAAGCGCAUGCGGCCCAACAGCAACCCGCCAAUGAACGAAAGCACAGCAGCCUCGGAUAGCAAAGGGACCAGCAACAGCAGCAAGACUCGGGCAGGGGCCAAUAGCAAAGGGCGGCGAGGCAGCCAGAACUCCUCGGAGCACCGCCUCCCACCUAGCGGUACAUCCGAAGACGUCAAGGCUAGCCCUUCAUCAGUGACCAAGCGGAAGAGCAAGCCUCUCUCUGACAUGGAGGUGAAUUCCAGUUCUGAGGACUCAAAGGGAAGCAAGCGUGUCCGGACAAACUCCAUGGGCUCAGCUGCCACGCCUCAGGUGGCGGCGGCGGCGGCGGCCACCACAACAGUCAAGGUGGAACCGGCCAUUCUAGAUAGGAACUGUCCCUCCCCGAUACUCAUUGAUUGUCCCCACCCCAACUGUAGUAAAAAGUACAAGCACAUCAAUGGGCUGAAGUACCACCAGGCCCACGCACAUACUGACGACGACAGCAAGCCUGAGGCUGAUGGGGAUAGCGAGUAUGGAGAGGAGCCAUCCCUCCCAGCUGACCUGGGCAGCUGCAAUGGUGCCUCUGGUAGCCAGAAAGGCUCUCUAUCCCCAGCUCGAUCGGCCACCCCCAAAGUGCGGCUGACAGAACCCCACAGCCCCUCCCCAUCAAGCAAGUUUAACCCCAAGGCCGCUUGUAAGAAGAAGCUGGGUGCUGAGGGUGACCCUGACCCUGGUGCUCUGUCUAAUGAUGGCUCUGAGGAUGGCCCUUUGGUUGCUGAUGAGACAAGCAACGACGGCUUUGACUCAGUGGAGAAGAGAAGCACUGAGAAGGAGAAAGCUAAGAAGCCAGUCAGCAUCAAGCCCGAAAAGAUCUCUUCAAAGAGCAUCAAGGCCGCCCGACCUAUUGCCCCAGCCAUCCCACCGCAGAUCUACACCUUCCAGACAGCCACAUUCACAGCCGCCAGCCCUGGCGCCUCCGCAGGCCUCACCACCACGGUGGUCCAGGCCAUGCCCAACAGCCCCCAGCUGAAGCCCAUCCAGCCCAAGCCAACUGUAAUGGGAGAGCCGUUCACGGUCAGCCCAACACUAACUCCUGGCAAGGACAAGAAGAAGAAGGACAAGAAGAAGAAGGACUCCAAGGAGGCAGAGAGCCCCUUGACCCCUGGGAAAGUGUGUCGCUCUGAAGAAGGCAAGAGCCCCUUCCGGGGGGAGCCCGGUGAGCCUGGGGCGAAAGGGGAGAGCCUGCUGAACGGCUCCUCGGACCCCCACCAGAGCCGCCUGGCCAGUAUCAAGGCUGAGGCAGACAAGGUCUACAGUUUCACGGACAACGCCCCAAGCCCUUCCAUUGGGGGUGCUAGCCGACUCGACAGUGCAGCACCCACACAAACCAUGACUCCGCUUCAUGUUGUCACCCAGAACGGUGCAGAAGCUGGCUCUGUGAAAACCAACAGCCCGGCUUAUUCGGAUAUCUCGGAUGCAGGGGAGGAUGGCGAAGGUAAGCCGGACAACAUAAAGACCAAGGAUCCAGAGCAGCUCGCCAAGGAAGGGGCCAAAAAAACCCUCUUUCCCUCUCAGCCUCAAAACAAGGAGUCUCCUUACUAUCAAGGCUUUGAGGCUUACUAUUCACCGGGCUACGCUCAGUCAAGUCCUGGCCCUGUUCAUCCCAACAGCCAAGCCACCAUAGAUGGUCAGGCCCUGAAGCUGAAGAAGGAUGAGGAGCCACCAAGCCCAGAGGUGAAGGUGAAGAAUGAAGCUUGUGAGGAGAAGAAGGCUGAGCUAGGCCCCUCUAAUCAGCAGCCGUCUGUCAUCCAACAAAGGUCCAAUAUGUACAUGCAGUCGCUUUACUAUAACCAGUAUGCCUACGUGCCUCCUUAUGGCUACAGUGAGCAAGGUUAUCAUGCACACCUCCUCAGCACCAAUCCUACCUACCGGCAGCAGUAUGAGGACCAGCAAAAGCAGCGGCAGAGCCUGGAGCAACAGCAGCGUGGGAUGGACAAGAAGGUGGAGCUUGGGCUGAAAGAGAGAGAGGUGGUGCUCAAAGAGGAAUGGAAACAGAAGCCAUCUCUUCCUCCGACUCUGACCAAAGCACCCAGCCUGACGGAUUUGGUUAAAUCUGGACUGAGCAAAGCCAAGGAUCAGGGUGCGGAUGUGGCCAAGUCAGUUAUUAUUCCCAAGUUGGAGGAUUCUUCAAAGCUUCAAAGCCAGACCACAGAAGGCCUCAAGGGAAAGUUAAGCGAUACCCACCUUGGCAAGGAGACAGCAGAGUCAAAGGCAGGUUUGGACUGUGGCCGGCAGGCUGAGGUGGACCCGGUACUCUGGUACAGACAGGAAACGGAGCCUCGCAUGUGGACCUAUGUUUACCCUGCUAAAUAUUCUGACAUCAAAACAGAGGAUGAGCGGUGGAAAGAAGAGAGGGAUAGGAAGUUAAAGGAGGAAAGGAGCCGCAGCAAAGAAUCCAUCUCCAAGGACGAGGGGAAGGAAAGCACGAGCUCUGACUGCAAAGUGCCCACCAGUGAGGAGUCGCGCUUAAUGGGGAAGGAGGCCCGGCCCAGCACCCAUGUUCCAGUGUCCUCCCCGCUCAGCCAGCAUCAGUCCUACAUCCCCUACAUGCACGGCUACUCGUACAGCCAGUCGUACGACCCCAGCCACCCCAGUUACCGUGGCAUGCCCACAGUCAUGAUGCAGAACUACCCAGGCUCCUACCUGCCUUCCAGCUACUCCUUCUCCCCAUAUGGUAGUAAAUCCUCUGGGAGUGAGGAAAGUGAGAAAUCCCGCGCCAGUCCCAGUAUCGGCUGCAAAUCUAGCUCCGAGUCAAAGGCCCUGGACAUCCUGCAGCAGCACGCCAGCCACUACAAGAGCAAGUCCCCAACGACAGGUGACAAGGCCCCUCAGGAGCGCAGUGGCUGUGGGGUGGGAGGAAGCAAUGCAGGCUGCAGCAGUGUGGGGGGAGCCAGUGGCGCUGAGAGAGGCGUUGACCGGCCCCGCUCCUCUCCUUCACAGCGCCUGAUGUCCACGCACCACCAUCACCACCACCUGGGCUACUCCUUGCUACCAGCCCAGUAUAACCUGCCAUAUGCAACAGGUCUCUCUUCGACAGCCAUUGUGGCCAGCCAGCAGGGCUCUGCUCCUUCCUUGUACCCCCCGCCCCGGAGGUGAAAAUGGACAUGAUGUGAUCCGAUAACCUGGGCGAUACCAAGCCAUGUGACUGGCUCACAUGAGGAAGCGCUGGAAAUUGCAUUAGACAUCAGUUGAAUGGUGUUGAUUGUUCCGCUCGAUGGUCCUGCCAUAAUGUGAGGCAGACUCUGCCCCCUCCCCUACUGAACACAAGCUGAGCCCCGUGUGUGUGAGUUGUGGAGCUGGGACUUGCAGAAAUAUUUAUUCGCCUGACUUGGGGUUGACUGGCCAAUUUCCAGAACUGCUCUGGAGUGGGGACUUCACGGUGGGGGGUCAAGCCGUGUGGCUUCACGGGAUGCUUGGAAGGGCCGGGGGGGAGGGGGCACAAAGCCCCACGCCUCAUUUGCAGCUCUGGCUCCUGGGCAGCAGCCAAGACCAGCUACUCCAGGACCGGCUGAAGGCAAGGAGAGCAUCCAGACAGUGUCUUUUUGUUACUGAUAAGCGGUCACCUGGCACAAACAGGUAGGCGGGCUCCUCACAGAGCACAGGGAAGAGCUGAUGCUCCUGCCUCGCGGAGGGGUGGUGAGGGGGGCAGCAGGGCCUGCAGCGAGCACAGACCAGCAGUGUGCUCCUCACCCAGGACGAAGACUCAAACUCCGUAGCACUUGCCUCUCAGCCUGCUGCUCCCCCCUGCUCCCCGGCCAUGGGCUACUCGUCUGAUCUCUCUCCCUGCUGGCAGGACUCGUGUGUUGCAGUGGCAGAUGCUUCGUUGAACAGCACAAAAGUACAUUCAGUUCUGCAUAAAACGGGGCCUUCUGGCAGGCUGGCCUGCUCGCACUGGAACGGGUCUCCACCCUGCCCAGCAGUCUCCUUGCUCCACCCCACCGGCAAGCUGCUGUCUGCCUGGUCUUUCCCGUCUUCCUCGGCCCCUUCAAAAACCAAUUCUUGUUUUCAUUAACACAAGAGGGCAAAGAUGGGGCUGGUUAAACUUCAGGUGUGCAGUUCUUGGUUCCCGUUUUCGGCAAGAUCAUCCCUUCUCAGCAGGGAGUGGAGGGAUGGGAGCCUGGGGCCAUAAGGUGUGGAUGUGGGAAUUCGUGGGUUGAUAGGAGGGAGAGCAACAGGCCUGACAACUGGCUGCUCACCCGUGAAAGCCGGUCAUAGCUGCAGGCGCUGCCCGUGCAGGGCAUCCCCAGUGGUGCUCCAGGGCCUCGCCACACACCCCAUGGGUUCCGGGAGCUCGCCCCGCCCCGAGCAGAGGAAGGCCGUUGCCCACACCACUGGAUGCCCGUGUGGAUUUCUCUCCCCCACCCCGUUGCCAAGUGGUCCUUGCUGAAACUCGGCCCGUAUCUGUAGGAAUUCCCUGCAGGGUGCUCGGCUUGAAUUGCAAACGGGGGCAUGGGCGGCCUUCCUUGCCCAGCCACGCUGGCUCCAGAGGAGCGGGUGCUGUAUGUGUGUCCCACCAUUGCAAGUCCCCAGCUCUGUCUUUCUGUUCCUAUCCACAUGUUGUGCGAGGCCACCUCUCUGCCUCUCAGAUUUUGUAUAUACUGUAAAAAGGAAUUGUUUGAAA